Molecule: messenger RNA, 666 nt
Organism: Mirounga angustirostris (Northern elephant seal)
Lineage: Eukaryota; Metazoa; Chordata; Mammalia; Carnivora; Phocidae
Product: keratin-associated protein 4-12-like
Exons: 2
Coding region: 1-666 (221 amino acids)
Cellular component (GO): keratin filament
Source: RefSeq, a predicted model, not a curated record
AUGGUCAACUCCUGUUGUGGCUCCGUCUGCUCUGACCAGGGCUGUGGCCAGGAGACCUGCUGCCACCCCAGCUGCUGCCACACCACCUGCUGCAGGACCACCUGCUGCCGCCCCAGCUGCUGCGUGACUACCUGCUGCCGCCCCUCCUGCUGUGGCUCCAGCUGCUGCCGCCCCUCCUGCUGCAUUUCUAGCUGCUGCCGCCCCGCCUGCUGUGGCCCCACCUGCUGUGGCUCCAGCUGCUGCAGGCCCAGCUGCUGCAUCUCUAGCUGCUGCCGCCCCACCUGCUGCCAGACCACCUGCUGCAGGACCACCUGCUGCCGCCCCAGCUGCUGUGUGUCCAGUUGCUGCCGCCCCUCCUGCUGUGGCUCCAACUCCUAUGGCUCCAGCUGCUGCCGCCCCUCCUGCUGCAUUUCUAGCUGCUACCGCCCCUCCUGCUGUGGUUCCAGCUGCUGUGGCUCCAGCUGCUGCCACCCCUCCUGCUGCAUCUCUAGCUGCUGCCGCCCCUCCUGCUGUGGUUCCAGCUGCUGUGGCUCCAGCUGCUGCCGCCCCUCCUGCUGCCUGCGCCCAGUCUGUGGUCAGGUCUCCUGCCACACCACUUGUUAUCGCCCCACCUGUGUCAUCUCCACCUGCCCUCAUCCCAUGUGCUGUGCCUCCUCUUGCUGCUGA